Messenger RNA from Silurus meridionalis, 2577 nucleotides. It is a transcript of the gene dedd2, whose product is annotated as death effector domain-containing 1. Gene Ontology annotation, biological process: extrinsic apoptotic signaling pathway via death domain receptors; apoptotic process; regulation of apoptotic process. The record is from RefSeq and is a predicted model, not a curated record. Gene Ontology annotation, molecular function: DNA binding; protein binding. The coding region runs from base 309 to 1409 and encodes 366 amino acids. Lineage: Eukaryota; Metazoa; Chordata; Actinopteri; Siluriformes; Siluridae. Gene Ontology annotation, cellular component: nucleolus. The transcript has 6 exons.
AGAAAUGUUGUGCUCGUCCGCUCACUGUGUCCCGAGUUAGUGCUGAAAUAACGGCGAAAUAUCCCGAACACGAAUCAUAGAUUUUUGCAGGUUCGGUAUGUAAAAGUGAAAAACAAACAAAGAAACACUAAAGAGUCUAUAAUUUGUACGUUUUUAAAAGACUGGGAGUCUGUGGGAGCGAUACGGAGGCUGGGCGGCUCGGGGAUAUCAGCUGUUAUUCAGAUCAACAGAGCAUAGAUGAUAAUAACCAGAAUUCACAUCUUUGCUGCUGUAGAUCUGAUUGCUGGAAGACUUCGCAGCAGUUAACCAUGAUGUCGUGCUCGAGAUACUCUCUGUACUGGGAGGAGACGGACUGUUUAAGCUACUAUGAAAUGCUGUCUCUCCAUGAAGUCUUUGAGAUUGUGGGUUCCCAGUUGACCGAGACUGACAUCGAAGUCCUGUCGUUCCUUCUCGACGAAGCUUAUCCUGCCAAGCAUCCGCUCGAUCCAGAAGGCUGGACUGCAGAGGUUUUGCCGGACUCUGAUUCACCUAGAAAUCCUCCUUGCCCGCGCCUUUUGGAGGCUUGGCGCAGGAUACGCCCUAAGGGAGAGCCGGUUCCCUUUGCUGGACGCUGCAUGCCGAAGAGUGGUGUCGCCCUGCUGCUGGAGCUGGAAAGGCGCGGCUUUUUAAAGGAAGGAAAUCUGGAACCUCUGUUGCAGCUACUUCGAAUUCUUACACGGCACGACCUGUUACCGUUCGUCUCCAGCAAGAAAAGAAGAACGGUGUCACCUGAGAGAGAACCUGUAAGCUAUGUGGAAAGUGGAGAGCAUGCACACACUAGUUCACACUCCGGCCUGGCAAACACACAAGCGUCUCCGUGGACAGCAGGUGUUGGCUCAGCUGUCACAGCAUGUGCACCAGCACGAAGAAGAAGGGGAAGAGGGCGUGGGCGUGGCCGAGGCCGAGGCCAGACAAGAAAGGCCAGGGAUACGUCAGAGCUCCUUCCUCAGGCUGCACCCAACAAAGUGACCUGCGACAUCCGGCUGCGCGUUCGGGCCGAGUACUCGGAGCACGAGUCAGCCUUGCGUGCCAGGGUCUCCUCAGAUAAGCAACAGCCUCUGGAGCGCCAGUUUGAGCUGUUCAACCGCGCCAGCCUUUUGCUGCGUGCCCGUGACCUCGGCUCCAUCGUCUGCGACAUCAAGUUCUCUGAGCUGCAAAACCUAGACGCCUUCUGGGCUGACUACCUGAGCGGUGCACUCCUGGAGGCACUUAAGGGUGUCUUCAUCACAGACUCGCUGAAGAGAGCGGCCGGGCAAGAGGGCGUUCGGCUGCUGGUCAGCGUUGACCAGGACGACUAUGAAGAGGGCAGGAAGCUACUGCUCAGCAACCUGACACACAGCACUGCAGGUGUCUCAGUGGACAGGCCCUGAGAAAUGGAAAGGCUUCAUAAAAGGAGCAAGAAGAGAAAGAAGAAAAGACCUCUCGAGUUAAUUUAUCCACAACAGUGCUGGAUAGGCGGUGUAUGAAAUGAGAGUAAAUUAAAAGAGAUUUGAAUUCGAGUACGGCUGAAAGAGAUGCCCACGAUCAGGAACAAAAUUGGGUGUUGAACGUACGUUUGGAAGCUAAUUGAUGGCACACACACCUUUAGCCCACACUUGAGUUGUAGGCAGAAUUCUGUGCAGCUGGUCAUUUGUUCAUUGCAAUGUCUUUGUUUACACAGAUUGAAAGAAAUGAGACCCAGCUGAAUAUUUUAUGUUAAAGGUAGAUGGGUAAUAUGCAAGAAUUUGCCAUGAUAUUGUUCUAGGUGUAUUGACUUUAAACCUCCACAUCAAAGAUAGAAACUGGGCUUAAUGAAGUCAUUUAUUACCAAAGGUAUUGCUUUAAAAGUACCAAGAUCGGUCCUCAAAUUUCACUAUUUGCCACCACAAAUAUCCCUACAUGGGUAGGGUGGGUUUUUUUUGUUUUGUUUUUUUCCCCACCCCUAUAAAAAUUGGUUUAUAUGUGUGUGUGUGUGUUCACUAUAGCAAGAAAUUGAAAAAAUGAACCAAUUAUGGUAAUUAAGGGUAUUUAUGGACCAGAUGCAGUGUAACAUCUGCGUAAUAACCACCAGCAUUCUAGCCCAGGUCCAAAACCGUCUCGGAGAUGCUCGGAGACGAGCCUUUCCCACAGGAAAGGGAAUCCUGUAACAAGUUCAGUCGCACAGAUGCUUCUGACAAGGUGCAGUCUUCUCGAUUUUUGGCACAACCACACUGAGCCUUCAAAGGAUUUCUUUUAUAUAUAUAUAUAUAUAUAUAUAUAUAUAUAUAUAUAUAUAUAUAUAUAUAUAUAUAUAUAUAAAUAAAAAGAACAUAUGGGUUAGUGCAUCCGUUACCUUUGUAUCAUUGGAAGAAAAUGUCAAUAUAAAAAAAGAAGGUAGAUGUGGCUAGCGAUUUGUCUAUACUCUUAUGUCUGGUGGUUCAAAAGUGUUUCUUUGUGUCCUUUUUCCUUCUGUUCUUUUUCCUUCUGUUCCUGUUUAACGUUUUAAUUUAACGAACGCAUGUAUAGACGUUUAUAUUUCAAUUUCGGAUUUCAUUCUGAAUAAAAUAAUACCACAGGCGA